Messenger RNA from Anas platyrhynchos (mallard), 1361 nucleotides. Lineage: Eukaryota; Metazoa; Chordata; Aves; Anseriformes; Anatidae. The record is from RefSeq and is a predicted model, not a curated record.
AUGCCGGAGAGCAGCCCCGCACAGAGGGAUCCGGGGGUGGUGGUUGACAGUAGGCUUCUUGAUGCUAUUGACAAGGAAGGCUUGAAGAAUACCACAUUUGUUUAUUUUGCAUCUGAUCACGGUGGAUCUGUACAGGCUUACAGAGGAAAUGCCCGCUUAGGUGGAUGGAAUGGGAUCUAUAAAGGUGGAAAAGGAAUGAGAGGUUUGGAAAGAGGGACCCGUGUUCCAGGAAUAGUUAGAUGGCCUGGAGCGUUGCCUGCAGACAUAGUUAUCAGUGAACCAACAAGCCUUAUGGACGUUUUCCCAACGGUGGUUCAGCUGGCUGGAGGGGUAGUGCCUCAAGACAGGGUCAUCGACGGACGCAUCUUACUGCCUCUACUGCAGGGGACAGCUCGGCACUCAGAGCACGAGUUCAUGUUUCACUACUGUGGUGCGGUGUUGCAUGCAGUGCAGUGGCACCAAAAGGACAGGGGCACCACAUGGAAAGCUCAUUAUGUGACUCCAGUAUUCCAGCCAGAAGAUUCCAGAGCCUGUUUUGGAAGACGAAUUUGCCCGUGUUUCGGGGACGGUGUAACCCGUCAUGACCCUCCCUUGCUGUUUGAUCUCUCCCAAGAUCCUUCUGAGGCAAAUCCUCUCUCAGCUGACACUGAGCCCUUGUUUGAUACCACAGUGAGCAGAAUAGGGAAGGCUGUGGAAGAGCAUCGCAGGACGCUGCCUCCAGUCCCACAGCAGCUCUCUUCUUACAAUAACAUAUGGAAGCCGUGGCUGCAGCCGUGCUGUGGCAUGUUUCCCUUCUGUUGGUGUGAUAAAGAAACCAACAAAGCCGAUGACAUGCUUAAAUACCAAAAUCAAAGUACAGUUAGCUUAAAAAAGGUACUAAUUUUCACAUGCACAGGACUACAGUCAUAUAGAGAUGGGGACAAAUUACACUGUAAUAACUGAAAGGGACAAUCUCUUCUCUCACAAAAAUUCACUCAGCCUAUACUUUAAAAAAAAAAAAGAAAUAUAUAUAUAUAUAUAUGCUCAAAACAUAUUUUGUCUGAGUCACCUGUAUAAUCUAUACCUCAAAUGCACAAUUCUAGGUCAAAUAUCCAGGUAAAUGAACCAAAAUUUCUUUCCUCACUGAUUUUAAAUUCAAAUAAGUUCUAGAUGGCAUGAAAUCAAACUUUAAUUGCUGCUGUAUAUACAGGUAACAUGCUUGUUAAGGCAAAACGACUGAGCCCAAGUAGAUCUCUCCUUUCAAGCCUUGCCUUUUUAAUAAAAAAAGCUGUUGUGUGCUUAGAGCACAGUUAGGCAUUUAACUUGGAGCCAUGAAAACACACUGGCCUCUAAGAAAUAAAAGCUUUUAUUUUACAGCAACA